AUUUGAAAUACGAUUUCCAUUAUUCUGAAAUGUUCGAAAAUGAAUAGGUGGAAAAAAGAUUUUAGACGGAAAAAUGCAUUUUCCUUUUCGUUUCACUUGGGAAACACGACGGGCACUAGGACCGAACUGCGCCACUCCUCUAGCUCUCUUGCCGGUCAGCACUCGUAUCUCGCCGCACUUUGCAGCAGCCAGAGCCAGCAGCGCGUGGUCACUAUCUGUGUGUGAACUGUAGACUAUGGCAGCAAACCGGGUGGGCAGACGAUUAAAUAAUAAGACACAUUCCCCCAGCAGGGGUAACAGGGAGCCGGGACUGGCGGUACAGAAGAGGCAAGCCCGUGUUACGGUAAAGUAUGAUAGGAAGGAACUGCAGAGACGCUUGGACGUGGAGAAAUGGAUCGACGAGCGGCUGGUGGAGCUCUACCUGGGCAGGGAAGCAGAGAUGCCAGAAGAAGUGAAUAUUGACAGCUUGCUCGACCUUCCUAGUGAUGAGGAAAGGGCCAGACAACUGCAGGAUAUUUUGCAUAACUGUAACAACAACACAGAAGUAUUCAUUCGUGAGCUCAUCUUCAAGCUUCAUGGACUUCAAAAGCAGGAUGUUCUUCACAACAGCGGGAUGGAACCCCACAACUAGGGAAAUGGUUGAUGUAGGGAAGGCUGAAGGUGAUGAGCAGUGAAGAAGAGGAGAAAUCAGCUGAACUUUCCGUCGUCUUGAUGGUUAAAGGGGGGUGUGUGGGGUUGGUCUGGUUUUUUUUUCAUUUUUUUAAUAUUAAUUUAAUCUUAUAUGUACACACAGGGCCCACCCUGUCCACCUGCUUGCACAAGUCUCCAACCCUGAAAGACUGUCUGGUUGUGAAAGGAUCCCACUCGUAUCAGGCAUGUUCUCAUUUUUGGGUAAGGGAAGGUGUGGCAGCAGCACACGUUAUACUCGCGCCUGGCAUAUUUAAAUAAAGGCACUGUAUGCUGGGCUUAAACUCUGGCCAAAAAAAAAAUUCACCAAGAGUGUCUCUUUUUUACUCUUCAAAAUCCAAAAAGAUGAUAAAUUGAAAUUCACCCCACUAACCCCAACCUUUACAACUGCCAAGCACUAGUCCAGUCUUUUUCCACCAACAUACUGCCUCCUACUGUUCAUAUCACUGUUUCUCAAAGGCGCAGUCUGCUUAUUUGCGGCUGCAGCUUCUUCACUGUGUUUUAAUAAAGCAAAGCUCAUAUACAGCGAAUUAAAUGAAUUACUCGACACUCGGAGCAGCCUGCUGAAUAUCGCAGCUUUGAGUUGUGCCAAGUAGUGCUUCUCAGCAAAGGGCGAUGGGCACUUUGGAUUCUUCUUAUAUACUGAAUGCAUUUAAUGCCAAAUUUUACUGCCUUUUUUUUACUGUUUUAAUCUGAAUGUACAGUAUUUGUUUUUUCUUUUUAGUUUUUGAUGUAGAUUUUUCAACACUGUAAUAAAUUAUGUAUUCAACCAAAAGCA
Molecule: messenger RNA, 1465 nt
Organism: Polypterus senegalus (gray bichir)
Lineage: Eukaryota; Metazoa; Chordata; Cladistia; Polypteriformes; Polypteridae
Gene: ppp1r14ab
Product: protein phosphatase 1, regulatory (inhibitor) subunit 14Ab
Exons: 4
Coding region: 236-631 (131 amino acids)
Biological process (GO): regulation of phosphorylation
Cellular component (GO): cytoplasm
Molecular function (GO): protein serine/threonine phosphatase inhibitor activity
Source: RefSeq, a predicted model, not a curated record